AUGGCUCAGCAAAGCAAUGUUCAGGCUGUCGACCAGGAACUCCGUAGUGCUCUAAUCAGAACCAAUAUAGCUCUGCUUCAGAGAGAGAUCCGAGAGAAGAAAGACUGGUACACCACGCGGCGCGUCGUAGUCCGUAAGCGCAACGGUCGUAUCCACCUAUCCCGGCUCGGGUCACAGCGAAAGCAAAGUCACAGCGGGUACACCUCCGAAGAAGAGGACGAGUCUCAAACCAGCGGCUUCACGCUAAUUGAUGAGUUGCCAUCCUCACGGUCCACCAGGUCCAGUUUUGGAUCUGCUACUUCCAACUUCUCUUAA
Molecule: messenger RNA, 315 nt
Organism: Annulohypoxylon maeteangense
Lineage: Eukaryota; Fungi; Ascomycota; Sordariomycetes; Xylariales; Hypoxylaceae
Exons: 2
Coding region: 1-315 (104 amino acids)
Source: RefSeq, a predicted model, not a curated record